AUGACAACUACUGAGAUAGAAUCUCAACAAGCCAUCCCUCUCUCCACAGCCGCCAUCUCUCUACAGGUCAAGGACUUCGUUUGGUCCGAAACCGAGUGGCCGAACAUAAAACACAACGAUUUUACCGCAAGCGAAGACAUUCCGAUAGUCAGUUUAUCAAACAAGAAGAACACGAAAGAGUACGAAGAAGAAUGCAAGAAAAUGGUGGAGGCAAGCAGAGAGUGGGGAUUCUUCAAGUUGGUUGAGCAUGGAAUAGAUGAGGGGGUUGUUGAGGGCAUGAAGAGAAAGUGUACGGAGCUUUUCGAGCUUCCGAUGGAGAGAAAAGUUAGAGGAGGGAGAGGGGAGGGGUUGCCUUUAGGGUAUUCGGCUAGUAAUCCUGAUUAUAGUCGGAACCUGCCGUGGGCUGAGAUUCUUCAGUUGCUUCAGUGUUCGAAGAUGGUUGUAGAGUUUGGGAAGAAGGUUUUUGGGGAGUUUCAUCAGCCUUUCAGUGAAGCAUUAAUAAAGUACAUGGAAGCAUUAGACAAUCUUGGAAUGGUCAUAUUUGAGAUGCUAGCUCAUGGAUUGGGACUUUCAGAUGACUACUUCACAAGGAAUUUCCAUGAGAAAAACUCCACAAUGCUGAGAGUCAAUCAAUACCCUCCAUGCCCACUCCCAGAGAGGUGUCUGGGUCUUGGGAGCCACACUGAUCCUCAUGCUCUCACAAUUUUGCUGCAGGAUGAGGUUGGGGGGCUACAAGUUCAGAAGAGCAAUGGUGAAUGGAUUGGGAUUAAGCCUGUUCCAAACUCUUUUGUCAUCAAUAUCGGAGAUGUACUUGAGGCAUGGACUAACGUGCGCCUGAGGAGCGUAGUUCACAGGGCCGUCGUCAAUAGAGAGCAGAAGAGAUUGUCCGUUGCCUACUUCAUGUGUCCUGCGAGCAACACGCUCAUAGAUUGCCCACCUCAACUGCUGCUUGAUGCAACUUAUGGGGAGAGGAAGUACGUGGCGUUCACUUGGGAUGAAUUCAGGAAGGAGCUGCUGAAACAAAAGAGGGUUGUUGGGAAGACUGCGCUCAGUAGAUAUCUUAUAUCUCCAUCCUCGAUGAAUUGAAAACUUGUUUGCAUGGUACUUAAUUUGGAGUUCCUUUUUAGCGAAAGAGAGAUUUUGUGUGGGUUUAAUUUGGAUGCUUGAUGCGUAAUGCCGAGUUGUGUAACAAAUUAGUAUUGGUGUCUUUGUUAUA
This is a messenger RNA of Asparagus officinalis (garden asparagus), 1216 nucleotides long. RefSeq names its product gibberellin 20 oxidase 1-like. Gene Ontology annotation, molecular function: gibberellin 20-oxidase activity. Gene Ontology annotation, biological process: gibberellin biosynthetic process; response to light stimulus; flower development. The transcript has 3 exons. NCBI's taxonomy places the organism in Eukaryota, Viridiplantae, Streptophyta, Magnoliopsida, Asparagales, Asparagaceae. Bases 1 to 1086 code for a protein of 361 amino acids. The record is from RefSeq and is a predicted model, not a curated record.